Molecule: messenger RNA, 1047 nt
Organism: Fonsecaea nubica
Lineage: Eukaryota; Fungi; Ascomycota; Eurotiomycetes; Chaetothyriales; Herpotrichiellaceae
Exons: 2
Coding region: 1-1047 (348 amino acids)
Molecular function (GO): protein dimerization activity
Source: RefSeq, a predicted model, not a curated record
AUGGCCUACACACAAACAUACCCUCAAUACCAGCGACCUUCAUACCCGGAUCAACAACCAAGCUGGAAUGGUGUUGAAUUCGCCUCCUCCAACUCCUUUGGGAACUAUCCUCAGUAUCCGAAGGACCAAUCUUACUACGAUCCCAACCCUGAGCUUCCAACCGAGCAGAAUGCCCCGUCCCCGGUCUAUUCGCAGUAUCUGAAUUUCGAUGCUGCUGGUCAGGACUCUGGGCUAUCAACAACAAAUGAUACCAUGUCCUCAGAACCAUUCUUCAAUACUUCGUCAAUCUCAACAGACAACUCUCAGCAAUUCGCCGACUUCCCCAUCAAGCCCGAGCCGGGCUAUGAGCAGAACGACCCGUCCUUCUCAUGCGGUCUUAAUCUGAUUCAGGGUGACAGCCUGUCCCCGCGGAGUUGUGGAACAGUCCCAGCAUGCCUGCAACUCCUCAACAACCCCGAGAUGGAAGACUUCAACCUGUCGGCCCUCUCGCCGAAGAUGUCCAACCAGGACGAGGAACUCACAAGAAUGCCAUCCAGAAUCAGUACCGGUAACGUCAAACAAUUGAGAAGGGCCAGUAACGACAGCCUCCCCAAGACACGAGGUAGGCGGGCACGCAAGGGUUCUUCGAGCGAUGAGGAAGCGGCGCAAGCCCGAGCAAAACAAGCCCACUCGAUCGUUGAACGACGGUACCGUGACAACCUCAACGGCAAGAUCAUGCAGUUGCACCGCACGCUGAACGCUAUUGGAUCUCCCGCUCGCCUGGCCGGCCUCACGACGGACGAAGCGCCGAGUAUGCACGACCCACGAACAAGGGUGCGUAAGUCCGACGUCAUGACAGACGCGGUCAACUACGUCCACCAGAGCGAGGUGUCAAUGCGGCACAUGACGGACGAGAUCAAGCGACUGAACGACAGAGUGCGGACGCUCGAGAAGCUCGUCAAGUGCGAAGACUGCGCCCUGCUCAAGCAAAUGGUCCGACUGCAGCUCCAGUCGCAACAACAGGCGCAACAAGCGCAACAGUCACAGAUGUCGAUGCAGCAACCAUAA